AUGGUACUUGAUUUUGGCGGGAAACUGAACAUCCUCGAUAUGGCGGACACAGCAGCGAUAUCCUCAUCUCAAACGACAUUUAGUCAAUCCGAUCUUCCCGAAUUACUGCAACAGUACUACAAAUGGCUCUUUCCAUACAAACUCUAUCACCAGUGGCUCAGCUAUGGAGAUGUUCCCAAGACAUACUUUCCGAAUCGCGAGUUCUCGUUCACGCUAAAAGAUGAUGUCUACCUCCGAUAUCAAUCAUUCGCUAGCCAAGAGGAGAUGGAAAAGGAAAUCCAAAAGCGUAAUCCCCACAAGAUUGACAUCGGCGCUGUGUUCAGUCAUAAACCAAAAGACCAUAAGAUGGUAAAAGCUGCAUCUUUUCAAGCUCUAGAAAAAGAACUAGUGUUUGAUAUUGACAUGACAGAUUAUGAUGAAAUCAGAACAUGUUGCAAGGGAGCAGAGAUAUGCUUGAAAUGCUGGAAAUUUAUGGUGAUUGCCAUCAAGGUCUUAGAUCUUGCUCUAAAAGAGGACUUUGGUUUUAAGCACCGCUUGUGGGUUUAUAGUGGUCGUCGUGGUGUCCAUUGUUGGGUGUGUGAUGAGACAGCGCGCAAACUGAGUCAGAGUGGGCGGUCUGCUGUGGCUGAGUACCUAACCAUCAUAAAAGGUGGUGAAAAUCAGGCCAAGAAGGUCAACAUCCGUGAACCAUACCAUCCCUUUAUUAAGCGCUCCCUCAGUCUGGUAAAGAAGUAUUUUAAUGAUAUUGUCUUGGAUGGUCAAGAAAUAUUGUCCUCCAAAGAAACCUGGGAUCCAUUACUUGCACUGUUACCAGAUGAAGAAUUGAGAAAAAGGCUAAACAAAUCCUGGUCAUCUUGUAAAAAGUCAUCAUCAGAGAGGUGGGAAGAACUGACUGGUGAGCUGGAAAACUCCAAGAAAAUGCAGUCAAUGGAGGUCAUUGAUGAGAUCAUGUUACAGUACACCUAUCCACGACUUGACGUAAAUGUCACUAAAGGCCUCAACCACUUGCUGAAGAGUCCAUUUUGCAUCCAUCCUAAGACAGGUCGUGUGUGCGUCCCCAUUGAGGUUGCUACCGCAGACUCGUUUGAUCCAUUUGCAGUGCCGACCAUAAGCCAGUUGUUGAAUCAAAUUGAUGAGUAUGAUAAAAAACACCCAAACGAUAACAGUGAUGAGGACAUGGCCGGCAAAAGGAAAAUCAGAGCAUUUCAAAAGACUUCUCUCAUGGCAGGAUUAAGUGUUUUUCAUAAAUUUCUUAAAUUAUUGGAUGAGGAAAACAACAAAAGAAGGAAGAUUAUAAAGGAUGAUGAGGAGAAAAAGUGCAGCUGGUAGACUCUUGACAUCCAAGUAGAAGCUUGAUAAAGGGUGGAGGGGCCUGCAAAUUACAAUUUUGGUUUUUCAAUGAAAAUAAGCGAUAAGUUGAUGCCUUAGUGCCGAUGAAUCGUUCAGGUUUCAUUCUAUGUUGAUAUUUAGCUUUGUAAACAUGUACAAUAAAAAAUGCUAUUGUGUACCUAUCUUUACGGCCAUUCUUCCCUAAUGUCAAAAAAAUGGUUUCAAGAUAGCAAAGAAAGAUAUGGUCCUUGUUAACUAUCACUUUUGAUUUCUGGUAGAUGUGGUUACUGAUAUCUCUGCAGCCUCUAUAAAGUAAAAUAAAGUCAGGUUACAGCACAAA
This is a messenger RNA of Nematostella vectensis (starlet sea anemone), 1669 nucleotides long. RefSeq names its product DNA primase small subunit. Lineage: Eukaryota; Metazoa; Cnidaria; Anthozoa; Actiniaria; Edwardsiidae. The transcript is spliced from 12 exons. Gene Ontology annotation, cellular component: alpha DNA polymerase:primase complex. The coding region runs from base 1 to 1329 and encodes 442 amino acids. The record is from RefSeq and is a predicted model, not a curated record. Gene Ontology annotation, biological process: DNA replication, synthesis of primer.